AUGAGUCAUGAGGUUCAUCAUGAGGAGAAGGAAAAUGCAAGCAGCAGUAAUUCACAGCUUGAAUUAUUCAACCUCAUUGGAGGAAGUUGGCCACCAGCUCCAAGAGAACCUGAGCAUUUAAAGUAUGGGUCAGUGCCUCGUACUGUGAGACGAACUAUGCAGCACUCGGGCCACAAUGAAAGGAUCAAAUCUGUAAACCUAAUUAAUCAUCUGGCACCCGAAAAGAGAAAAAUAAGACAAAAUACGUCAAACAGACCUGGGAUCAGCGAGGAGUCUGUUCAGAGUAACAAAAUGGUGAAUGAAACGAAAAAGGUUGAGACAGGAGUCUUAAUUGGUGAUUCAGUCAUGUCACACGCGUACUAUCUACAGGAGCUUUCUAUUGAUGAGAUACCUUUAUGUGUUUUACAAUAUGAGAACAAUGUUUGCGGUGGGGAUGUUAAUGAAGAGUUUUAUGACUCUCCGUCGUUGGGAUCCCCGCGUGCUGUUAAUUUGGAGCCGUCGAUUCAGUCCCCGCCUGUGUUGGAUGACAUCGGAGUGGGUUCUCUAGUCGAAGUAGCGACUGACGUUGAUCAGAACUACUACGGAGUUGUGAGAUGGAUCGGACUCAUUGAUGACAUAGCGACAGCGGGCGUGGAGUUGGAGCAGAGCGUGUGUGGUCUCGGUGACGGCGUGCACCGCGGGUCUCGUGUUUUCACUUGCGCGUCUGGUCGGGCGUUGUUCGUGCCGCUACCUCUUUGUAGGAGAGACGCGCGGUUCACUGACACGCCGCCACCGGAGACACACCUCACUGAGAUCGGAGAACAGCCGGAAUGUCCAGUGGUAACCGGCGUGGUUCCCCCCUUAACUUCGCUAGGAGACUUGGCGGGGAAGAACCGCGGUAUCCAGGGACAUCAUAACUCAUGUUACUUGGACGCCACAUUAUUCGCGAUGUUUACUUUCACAAGCGUCUUUGAUGCCUUGCUCUAUAGGCCUCCAGAACCUGAGGAUUCCCCUCACUAUUCGGAGGUCCAGCGUGUUCUCCGCGAGGAGGUAGUGAACCCUCUGCGUCGUCACGGGUACGUGAGGGCCGACCGUGUUAUGAAGCUGAGGACCUUACUCGAGAGACUGUCCGACGUGCCCGGACUUACUUGCGAGGAGAAGGAUCCUGAAGAAUUCCUCAACGGGCUAGUGGCGCAGUUACUAAGGGCGGAACCGUUUCUGAAGCUAUCCUCUGGUCAAGAGGCGUUCUGCUACCAAUUGUUCGUGGAGAAAGAUGAACACAUCACACUACCUAGUGUACAACAACUGUUAGAACAAUCAUUUGCCACAUCUGGAGUGAAAUUAAGCGAGGUUCCCGCGGCUUUUAUAAUUCAAAUGCCCAGAUUUGGCAAACAGUACAAGCUGUAUCAAAGAGUGCAGCCAUCUCCUUUACUGGAUGUUACUGAUCUCAUUGAAGGAUUGCCUCGCCAGUGCACUGUAUGUGGAGGUCUUGCUCGCUGGGAAUGUUCUGCGUGUGCAGCGGGCGCUUUAGACGCAGGGGCCUUGUGCAACUCCUGUCUGAGAUUGGCACACGCUACCCGACCCACACAUAAGGCCGUUCCAUUAACUAUCAGUGAAGAGUAUGCGAAUAUUCUCGAGUCGUGUCCAGUGCCGAGGGUGUACAUGGAGUUGUUUGCUGUGUUAUGUAUAGAGACCAGUCACUACGUCGCCUUCGUCAAGACCGGGGUCGCUCAUGACGCGCCCUGGUGUUUCUUCGACUCUAUGGCCGACAGGAAAGGGGAACGCAACGGUUACAACAUCCCAGAGAUCGUGUGUGUGAGUGAGUUGGGGUCGUGGCUGAGCGAGGAGGGCCGAGCCCUAGCUCGGGCUGCGCCCCUCGACCGUCACCUGCCCGCGCCGGCCAAGCGACUGCUGUCAGACGCUUACAUGUGCUUCUACCGCAGCCCCGAUGUAGCUAUGUACAGAUAA
Molecule: messenger RNA, 1947 nt
Organism: Danaus chrysippus (African queen)
Lineage: Eukaryota; Metazoa; Arthropoda; Insecta; Lepidoptera; Nymphalidae
Source: the annotation of a GenBank genome assembly